GCUUACAUAACAAAACUGUAGCAUGACCGGGCGGCCGACGCCUCAUCCACCCUCCGUGCGGCGCCUGAGAACUGACGUGUGCGAGCGUUUAGCCAACCAUAGCCAAGCCUCUUCAGCUGCUCUAUGUUUGAUACCAUCACCAGCACUGCCGUUUCCAUCCCCAACAAACGACGUCGCCUCUGACCAGUAAUCGCUUCAUCUUCCGCAUCCACAAGCGACUCCGAUCUAAUCUUUGACCUACCUAACUAUCUUGUAUUACCUACGGACUUUUGCCGGCAAGCCAUUCCAGGUCGUCAGUCAGGUGUGCAUCGCUUUCGUCGGUAAAAUCGAAAGCUCCGACUCGCCACCAUCGUCGUCGUCGUCAGCACUGCGCGAAGCAACCUACCUUCCCCUUUAUUUCCGUACAUAAUCAGAAUGGCCACACGAGGACCUCCCGGCGCUCGCGGCAUGGGCAACAACCGCUUUGCGCAGUUUAAGUUGGUGCUGUUGGGCGAGUCGGCUGUUGGCAAGAGUUCUAUAGUAUUGCGGUUCGUCAAGGACCAGUUUGACUCUUACCGAGAAUCUACCAUCGGCGCCGCCUUCUUAACACAGACCAUCUCCCUUGAUGAGAACACUACGGUCAAGUUCGAGAUUUGGGACACAGCUGGCCAGGAAAGAUACAAAUCUCUGGCUCCCAUGUACUACCGGAACGCAAACUGUGCAGUAGUUGUAUACGACAUUACACAAUCUGCAUCUUUGGAUAAGGCGAAAGCUUGGGUGAAGGAGCUUCAGAGGCAGGCCAACGAGAACAUCAUUAUUGCGCUCGCAGGCAACAAGCUCGAUUUGGUCACGGAGCAACCGGACAAGAGGGCAGUGCCGACGUCUGAGGCCGAGGCAUAUGCCAGGGAAGCAGGUCUGCUUUUCUUCGAGACGUCAGCAAAGACUGCAGAGAAUGUGCGCGAUCUCUUCACCGCCAUCGCCAAAAAGCUACCACUGGACCAAGCCGGGCCCAGGCACGCCAGGCCAGGUCGGGGUGCGGGCGUCAGCCUAAAUCCACCUGAGGGUGCCAACACGCAAACCAACGGUUCUUGUGCGUGCUAAACGGUCUUGAGUGUGCGAUCAUGGUGGUUUGACGUUCUGGUGGGUGGUCACAGGGGCUGCUUUGCUUGAUGUCACCAGUGUGCAACACUUGCCACAUAUUGGUUUUGUGUUAGCUCAAAGAUGGAUGAGUCGGAAUAAGGGAUGCUUCACGGUCUGUUAAAUUGGACGGUUAGUAUCGUACACUGCUCGGAAUCCUAUUAGGUACUUGCGGUGGACGACACGUGAGCAUGUGUAUUUUCAGGGUGUCGUCAGCAUGGUUUUCUGUGAACUGCCUCUUUUUUUUUAAUAGCCUUCUCAGUCUUUUCUUUCUUUCUUUUUUCUUUUCUUGUUUUCUUUCCAUCACGCAUUCACUAAAUUGCGUUAGUUUCUCUGGAUCUCUCUACCUCUUACAACUGGUUGGGUUUCUCUGGGAUGUGGGCAUCAUCACAUGAACGAAAGCCGGUGAUAUUUUGACAUUAUUACUGUACACACAUAGUUAUAAAGUUACCGUCUGUGAACAUGAUGCUGGGGUGGAGAGAAGACACCUGGGUUCGCCUUCACUUUUAGUGGUGUCUUUCCAACUUUUUUGGGACAAAUAGAACAGAGGGUUGCUAGGUACUUUGCAUCUGGUACUCGUAUUUUAUCUAGCCUAACAUCUUUGCAGA
Pyricularia grisea is the source of this 1724-nucleotide messenger RNA. RefSeq lists its product as uncharacterized. Lineage: Eukaryota; Fungi; Ascomycota; Sordariomycetes; Magnaporthales; Pyriculariaceae. Gene Ontology annotation, molecular function: GTPase activity; GTP binding. The coding region runs from base 415 to 1080 and encodes 221 amino acids. The transcript is spliced from 5 exons. The record is from RefSeq and is a predicted model, not a curated record.